Molecule: messenger RNA, 2275 nt
Organism: Orbicella faveolata
Lineage: Eukaryota; Metazoa; Cnidaria; Anthozoa; Scleractinia; Merulinidae
Product: adenosine receptor A2a-like
Biological process (GO): G protein-coupled receptor signaling pathway
Cellular component (GO): plasma membrane
Molecular function (GO): G protein-coupled receptor activity
Source: RefSeq, a predicted model, not a curated record
GAAAACCUCAUUUUACAUAUUUAACAAUACGUUUUCUUGAAACAAUCCAAAGCCUCACAUCCUGAAUGUUUGCUCUGAGCACUGAACGCUUCACAAUAUUUGAAUCGUUCCGCCAAAAGAUGCUAAUCUCUGUGUAUUUCUCACAGGAAACGAGAUGCAUAUAUAUUCAUUGUUAGUUACCUCAUUUACGCUUCUGUGAAUUUAUAAUUGUAACUGACACACUGCAUAUCCGCAAGGUUUGUUUUUGGGGACACUUCAUGCUAUUCUUAUUCACACGAAAGAUUUAAAAUUCCCGGCCACAACUGUCAUUAGUACUUCCGCUCGUCCAAUCGGGCGCCGAACCGGACGUGCCCACCGCGUGUGACGAAAGGGAAAUGAUUAUUACUCAUCCCUUGUUAAAUAUCACUCGCAUUAUUGGAAUCCUAACAGUUGGUGGUAAGGUCAUUUAGCUUUCGCGGUAGACGGCUUAGGGUCAUUUUAGAUCUCAGAAAGAAAAAGAAGCCACGUAUUUUACCUCUCUGUUACAGAAAUCGCAAUGAUGGAUUUCACUGUAAACUACUCUACCAGCCCAUCCACGGCGACAGUACCAUGUCAUUUACCUCUUGGACACAUUGCUGGAUUACUGUCGGUGAAUAUUUUGUCUACAAUUCUUGGCACGAUCGGCAACGUGCUGGUGAUUGGUACAGUUUGCACGAACACCAGUCUACAGAUUAUUUCGAACUUUUGGUUGGUAAGCAUGGCUGUUGCUGAUCUAAUGGUCACCGCGCUCGGACAACCGAUGUUUUCGGUGUUUCUCGGUCUUCAAGUGAAAAGCGAAUGCCACGAGGGGGUUUCACAAGCUUUCCGUCUGAUCGCGAACAUGUCGUGUUCCGCUUCAGUCCUCCAUCUUUGCCUCAUCAGCAUUGAUCGCUGUUUGGUUAUACUUCGACCGCACGACUUCAGAACUUUGCGAACGAAGAAGAGAUUCAAAAUAGCAUUGGCCAUCGCCUGGACCCUGCCUGUCGUCUAUGGAAUUUUGCGCCUCACGGUCAGCAAGAAAGGCACGUCUUAUUUCACAGUCUUUGCUGUUGGCAUCUGUUACCUCAUAAUUAUUUCGUGCUACAGUUUAAUCAUUCUGAAGGUCCGAAAACAAGGAACGGCGACUUUAAAACGCUUGCGUGGCCAGUCACGCAGGAGCGCAUCAUCUGAGCAUAUGGUGGAGCGUCGCGUGACAGCCACGAUAGCCAUCGUUGUUGUGAUUUUCACGGUCUGUUGGUUUCCCCUGCUGUACCUGCGCUCUGCCUUUGCUGAAGAUAAUUUUGGCGUGGCUUACAACUGGGCAAGAACACUGGCUUUGAGUAAUUCAUCGAUGAAUCCGUGGAUUUACUGCUUCCGAAUCGCCGAGUUUCGUGACGCUUACCGCAGACUCAUGAAAUGUCAAUGGAAACCGAGUAGGUGCGUGACUGGGUCCGCCGGUGAUCGCGAUCAGAACGACAUGAACACAACAACACAAUCCAGCGAUCUGGAAACACAGAAUCAUACCGUUUACGUCUGAUAUGAUCCGUGAAGAGCGAACUAACCUCAUUUUUGUGGUGACUCUUGAAAAAAAGAAACUAUUAAAAUGUUAGCAUAGCUGCGGUGUACUACAUGGUAAAACUAGACUUGACCAUCUUUGUACCAAAGUGUAGAAUUGCAUUUUCUGUUUUGUCUUUUUGUUCAAAUAUGUGAUAUUUCAUAUCAGUUCACUUGCAUAAACAACAUUGUCAUUGUCGACAACAAGGCCUCAAAGGAUGAGUCUCUAUCAGAUAAUAUUUUCUUCGUCAAUAUACUUUGUUUUUUAUCACGCAAAACAAAUUCUGUAUAAAGUCUAUAAAAAUAUGUAUAGAAACAACAAAAUAGAAUGUAGUCGGUUUAUCAUGAAUUAUUUCAAUUGAGAACUUAUAGUAAGGAUUACGCUAAUUUUAUGGGAUUCCGUUUUGUUGAUGCCGUGUUUUCCAAUUUUUUUUUUUCUUUGCCUUAUUUCUGAUGCAACAUUAAUCGUUAGUUAUUGCUUGAAAUAGAGAAAGUUGAAAUCUUUUGUAUAGGGCUGCGUCUCGUUUGUGCAUUAGCGAAAUGGAAAAUAGCAGUAAUAGAUUAAAGUGUAUUUACUAGUAAUUAAACCAGAAGAAGCAACUGUGUAGUGCAUGUUCAGUUCGCAUUCGCUUUUUGGAAAUGUUAAAUGUGGGAACAGUUAAAUUUUGUAGGGUUUUCCGUUCAAUUUGAUUAUAUUUGUUGACUUUGAAGUAACAAGGAAUAA